CAGAUGGGGCAAGUGAACCAUGCUCUGUUCCCUUUAGGUUACCCAUCUGGUUUGGCCCUGAGGCUGGUGAAUGGAGGACAUCGGUGCCAAGGUCGCGUGGAGGUCCUAUACCAGGGCUCCUGGGGCACCGUGUGUGAUGACAGCUGGGACAUUAAUGACGGCUCCGUGGUCUGCAGGCAGCUGGGCUGCGGCUGGGUUGUGUCUGCCCCUGGAAGUGCUCGCUUCGGCCAGGGCACAGGACCGAUUGUGCUGGACGACGUGUCCUGCUCAGGGCAGGAGUCAUUCCUCUGGAGCUGCAAGCACAGUGGCUGGCUCACCCACAACUGCGGACACGGGGAGGACGCAGGCGUCAUCUGCUCAGAUGCUUUGGCCACAAAUACACCUGUUCCAACAACGUGGCCUACCACAACCACGACCACCUAUACCCCACCAGCGUGA
Messenger RNA from Ochotona princeps (American pika), 438 nucleotides. Its product is annotated as deleted in malignant brain tumors 1 protein-like. The record is from RefSeq and is a predicted model, not a curated record. Bases 4 to 438 code for a protein of 144 amino acids. The transcript has 4 exons. Lineage: Eukaryota; Metazoa; Chordata; Mammalia; Lagomorpha; Ochotonidae. Gene Ontology annotation, cellular component: membrane.